Zootoca vivipara (common lizard) is the source of this 15338-nucleotide messenger RNA. The record is from RefSeq and is a predicted model, not a curated record. NCBI's taxonomy places the organism in Eukaryota, Metazoa, Chordata, Lepidosauria, Squamata, Lacertidae.
AGUGAAAUGAAAUGAAACUCUCAUCGUCUUCCAGCAGCAUGCAGAGUUUCUGGCUCAGUUUUCCAACUGGAGGAUAAGCUGCCUUUGUUUGAGAGGGUUAGGCGCAAAUGCAGUUGACAUUUUGCUGGGUGUUCCCUUAGGUUAGGGGCAACAAUAUGCAAGCUAUUUGAGUUUCACAAAGCGCCGCCUGAAGAAUGCUGUGGAAUGCAAAAGCUUGUACAUGUGCUUCACUAACUCUCGAGGUACAAGGUAGGCUUUGAAAGAUACCCCUGUUUCUCCUAAAAUAAGACGUAGCCAUAAAAUAAGCCAUAGCAGGAUUUUUAAGCAUUCAAGGAAUAUAAGCCAUACCCUGAAAAUAAGCCAUAGUGAUAGGCAGUUUAACUUUGUAGGUUAAACUGUACCAUACUUAAUUAAAAAAAUAAGACAUCCCCUGAAAAUAAGCCAUGGUGUGUGUUUUUUUGAAGAAAAAUAAAUAUAAGACGGUGUCUUAUUUUCGGAGAAACAUGGUAUAUUAAAUCACAGCAAUGGCAGCCUGAUUCAGAGAAAUGGUCCACCACCACAGAAUCCUCUGCCACAGAAUGAGGACCAUGGCUUUAGAUGGCUUUAAAGGGUCACACGAUUUCAUGGAGGGAUAAGACUGCAGAAAGCUGAGAGAUAGGAUAGCCAAGGGGAACCUGAAUGCACAGAGGUGGUUUACCUCUGAGUAAGUUUCUGGGAAGCAACAUCUGGAAAGAGGGCUGUUGCCAUCAUUUCCUACUUGUGGGUUUCCCCAACGGAGCCUCUGGUCAGCCACUGUGGACACUGGAUGCUAGAUGAGAUGGGUCCCCUUUAGGGACUGAUCCAGCUGCAGGGGGGACCACUAUGUUCUUACACUAGAUUGUGCCUGGCACUGGGAGACAUGAGGAAGUGUGUGACAGCACUGGCUUCUAAUAUAGAUACUUUGCUCUGUUUCUUGUUAAUUAAUUAGAGUGCUGCAGAACUUAAUGAGAUAUAACCAGUGGUCUUCUUGGGAUAAACGGUUCGUGUUCCCACAGUCCACAAAUUUCUUUCGGUCCUUUCUACAAACAACAGAUCUUCCAAGGCAGAACAUUUUAAAGUUUGUUUUCCGCUGUGAGGGAGCCCGUCAAGAGCUGGUCUCCCUCAAGCUGCGCACGGCUUGAAUGUGAAAAAUAGCAAAAAAAGGUCUUUGCCCAAAGGAGUCUGGAAUUUCCACAGAUUCGUCAGGAAUGCAGACCAUAAUAAAUAACAAUAACAAUAAACAUAGACUCAAUUGUGGAAAAUUGAAGGUUUGUGCUUUCCUGGACAAUUGGCUCCGGAGUUUGUUGUCUAAGCUGGGAAGAACUUCAGAGACUGUUUUUGUUCUGACUGGGAAGCUAUGAUUGACCCCCAAAAGUUAGUAAAAACAAGCUUUAAAACACGGCUGGCACUUAGCACACAGGCAAAAAGCCACCGCACUCUAGUGCAUCUGAAAUGUAAGGGCAGGCGAGAGCAGAGGGAGAGGAAAGAGGAAAGAGAAAGAGACGGGAUGAAUGAACAAGUCAAGACUUCACAAGUGUAGCAAGAACAAAGUAGGGAAUGGUUUCAUAAAUGGACCUACAAUCUGCAGGAAAAACAAGGCUGAGGUCAAGGAAGACUUCUUAGAAGUGAGGAGAGGGAAAGAAAGGAAGUAAUCUGAGCCAGAGUUUUGUAAUGGCAGUGAAGCAUGACCGAGGGUCAAGGAGGUUUGCAUGGGGCUGGAACAGAUUUUGAGAGCAAACCCCCAUCCUUUGGGUUUUAGAUGGAAAUGGAUGGGUGCCUCUGCCUGAAUCCAGAACUUGGUUCUUAAAGGUUGCUAUGGGGUGGAUCCUUCUCUCUUUUAGGGGAGGUCCAUAACUCUCUGGUAGCAGCCUCUGCUUUGCAUGCAUAAGAGCCCAUUCACCCCUCCCCCUAGCACCUCUAGUGAGAAAGGGACCAGGGAGCAUGCGAUGCGAGAAGACUCUUCUCUGCAAGGGGAGGCGCAGCCAGUCAAGAGUAGACAACAUUGGGCCAAGUGGAUGAAUCACCAGAUCUGGUAAUAUGGCGCAGAACGGUCACAGCUCAGGGGGCAGAGUGUAUGCUUUGCAGGAAUAAGGUCUCUGCUUUGAUCUCUGGUCGCUCCUGUUAAAAGGAGAAGCUAGCAUGUGAUGGGAAACAUCCUCUCUGACUAUGAACCCAAACAGACAUUGCCAGCUAGAAAGACCAAGAGCAUGACUUGGUAUGAAGAGAUGGCUCUACAGCUUCUUCCAUCCCUUCUGUGCCAUUGGAGGGGUCACUUUAUUGCACAGACUGUAGCCCAGGUAGGGAUGAAUGUAUUUGUCUAUUUCUCUUAGUUUCUCAUUUUUCCAGCCUUAAAUUCUGUUCUCCAUAUUUCUGCGUUAACUUGCAAUUAUUAUCUUUAAAAGUCCUAAUGAAAAUUAAUCAGCAAAUUAGGACUGAAAUCUCUCCUAACGUACAGAUUUUUGCCAAUGAUUUCCUCUAGUAUAACGCUUCAUAUGUUAUUUUCACAAAUGUAUGUGGUUUUUAUGCACUCCAAGCAAUUUUUUGUGUGCAAAAUAUGUGGUUGCUGAACUGCAUCGCAAAAAUUCAGGUUAGUGUGAGAAUUUCAAAGGACAGUUGUGUUCCAAUUUGCUUUGGGAAAUUGCUAAUUUGCUAGUUUUGCAUUGAAACCCAAACAAUUCCUCCCCACGGUAGCAGAUUUUUGAAAUGUGUUUUGCUAAACCCUGUCGCAAGCAUCCAUUAUUCCAAAGGAAGUUGGCCCCGUCUUGCACUGAAGACUCCCCAGUGAAUGAAGCAAGUGCUCUCGGGCAUAAAAUGAAGCACAGCUAACUAAGCGCUGUGACAUAAGGCAUUUGAGUUAUGUACUGAAUCCAAAAGAGAAGGGAAAUAUUAUCUCACAAAACCAAACACAGACCCACUAGCCCCAUUCAAAGAGCCCCACUUUCUGGUUCUGCAGCCAAAAUGGUGGAGGUGAGGCUGCCAACCCCUAUCAGACCACAAUCCAUGGUUGGUGGGCUUGGCUUUGAUAAGUCAGGAAUGUACCAGCCUCCAUUAAAUUGUGUGCAUGUUUGUGGGUGGGUUUAUUUGUUUUUUACCACUGGGUGAGGGAGAGAAAUGGUUCUCUUUUUUUGCAAGUGAAACUGGGGGGAAACUUUUAAGCUGUACUGUACUUUGAUGAAGGUUUGGCUGUGAGGGGCCCAACAGAGUAGCCUUGAAGACCAGCUACCUUUCCCUGGCCUGCAAGAUGCAUUUUAAAUGCAAUUGCCUUGGCCCACAGCAAAGUUUCCUUUUGCAAAUAAAUCACCCUGAGUAAUCCCCACUCAAAUCUGCAUGAACUACACAGUUAGGUAACAGCCAGGCUACCCAUAUACAUUCAUUCCUGAGGCCGGGGUGGGGGGGGACUCUUUCCCAUAUGGGUCUGAAAAACCGAAGGGGUGAAAUCUCAGGUGUUAUUUGGGCAGGGGUCUGGCAUGGGUAAAGUGUGGGUAACUACUAAAAAUGCUGCCUAAAGCAAAGUCUGGAUUCAACCCCUGCUUGAAUCAAGGGAAUGCUUAAUUUUUAGAGUUUCUUUGGGAGGGGGGGUGUUAGUGCAAGGACUGGUUCUUGUGAGGAAAACUGAAAGUUAAGGAGCACCUGAGCUUACAGAAAGUGCCUUUUCCAUAGCCAGCUUCCGCACCUAGAGAUCGCUGAUUAGAUGUUGUUUUCGAGACUGACCCCUGGCACUUCUCCUCCAUAGCAAUCAACUAUCGGCCAAGAGGCUUCCUGGGUGAAAAGUCCAUUCCCAUCUUUGCAGCUAAGGAGCAAGGGUUGCAUCUUGGUGGUAUAACACAUGCUGUUCGUGCAACCGGUCUCAAGUUCACUCUGCGGCAUCCCCAAGUAGGGCUGGGAGAGUGUUCUGCUCGAGAUCCUGGCAAGUUGAUACCGGUCAGCGUAGACAUUAUUGAACUAGAUGGACAUAUGGCCUGAUCCUGUAGCAGGCAGCUUUUGCUGAAUAAGUCAGACUACUCAAACGGAUGGGGGGACCCUAAUGGCUCCGGGGGAAGGGCCCCAUAGCUCAGAAGCAGGGAACCUGCUUUGUGGGCAGGAGGUCCUGGGUUCAAUCUGUGGCAUCUCCAGGUAUGGAUGGAGGAGAUUCCUGCCUGGAACAGGCGAGAGCCACUGCCAGGCUUCAAUGGACAAUACCAACCGAGAUGAGCCAAUUGCCUGACUCUGCAUAAAGCAGCUCCCCAUGUUUCUAUUCAGAUCAGCCCUUUGUUAACAACCAAGGGGACUAAAAUCUGUUUAUGGCAAGAACCACAGCUCAAUGGUAAACGGGACUUUUUUUUUUCAGCCGGAGCCCUAUAAAAAUAGCACUGGUGAUAAUGUAAGCAGAGGGUCUUGGGUUUAAUCCCCAGCAUCCGCAGGCAGGGCUCAAACCACUGGGAGCCGGCCACUGUAGAUGCCAGGCUAGAUGGCCCAGUGGUCUGCCUUGCAUAUCGCCUUCCUACAUUCCACAGCGGAGAAGCCUUUUCCCCCUUAGCUUGCCUCUGAGCAAAGGUGUGCCUAAACCCUCCAAAUGUCUCCCAGAGCCCCUUUCAAGGCUUAAACGGCGCUUGGGGAAAAGAGCAGCCCCAAAGCCGGGUGCACUUUCCAGGUUGUAUGUUUUUUAUUAGUGGUGCUUCCAGCUGUUGAGGAAGAGCCAGCCAGCCUGUGUUUGCGUAAGAGUGACCUUUCCAGCGGCUCAGAACAAAAAUAGAUAGUAAUAAACUCUUAUCCUUGAUGCUGUUCGCUGGAGGACCUGGAAAGUGUUGGAUGGUGGCGGGCAGAAUGGCAGAUGGCGAAGGAGCCAGUCCCGGGGGGAAGUGAAACCCCAAGGGGUUUAGGGCAGACUUUGCCAACCUGGCGCCCUCCAGAUGUUUGGACCACAAUUCCCAACAUCACCAUCGGCUGGGACUGAUGGGACCUGUGGGCCAAAGCACCUACUGGGCACUAGGAUGGUGAAGGCUUCUUUAGUGGAUACCUGCUGCCCCAAACUCUUGACAUGGCUGUCAAAAGGACUGCAUGGUCUUUUUUUUAUAAAAGGUGCCUGGGCAGCCUGGCUGUUAAGCCGACCAAUCCACAGUUGGACAGGCUGUUGCUUACUUGCCAUCAGCCGUCCAGUGCUGUGCCACUUGGAAAGUGUUUUUUUCCGUAUCAGCCCAUAAAUUUGUUGAUGCUAUUUUUCUUUUAAAACUGUGAAAUCGCUUUGAGAUAAUUUUACGGGAAGCAAUUCAUAAAUGGAAUCAGAUAUAGAAAUAAUACAAUAUAGAAAUAAUAGAAUGGCUUCAAGCACUAUCCCUGCAUACAUAUGGAGGCUCCAUUCAGAUAUUGGGUUGCCAACCGCAGUUGAUAGCCCUCUGCUGCUGCUGCUGCUCCUUUUUGGAAAGCUACCUUAAGGUGGUGGCCAUCACCACGUCCUGUGGUAGCGAGCAAAUUCCAUGAGCAAAUCCUAAACUGCCUAUGGAAUUGAGCCGUAAUUACAAAUAAGUUACUUAUAGGUAUAUAUAAAAAAAGAUGAGGCACUGGGAGGAUGUGACUCAGCAGGAGCCCAGGGUGGCCUUCACCGAAACUGGCUGUGGAACGGAACGUGAAGAUGAUUGUGGAAAGUUCUGUUCCAGGGUGCCUGUGAACGGUGGGUCAUUCUCUGUCAUUCUAUCAAGUCCAAUCCAGAGGCUUAAAGUCCACCCGGGUCGCCUCUCCGCAAUUGUACCUGGCACUGAAUUGCUCUUGCCCAGCUUGUGAAAUCGCUGGGCUUCCAGUCCCAGCAUGAUUUUUAUUAUUUUCGGAGGCUGGCUGAGCCCUCCGGUGGCAGAGCUCCGAAAGGAUGUCCCCGGCAUGGGAUUCUCACGGGAGAAACGGAAAGUGCUCGGUCUCCUGCUCUGUGCUGUAGAUAGCCGUGUGCUAGUUGAUGAUUAACCAAGGUAUGACAAUUGCAACAUGCAUAUGGCCCUAGAGAUCCAGGUUUCUCUGCAUGGGAAAAAGAGCUAGCAGGUGAUUGCACGUGGAGCCUUCUCUGUGCCGUGGAAUUUCAGGAUUCAGCAGGUACAAAUUCUUUCUUCUUUCUCCUCUUACAAACUACUCCCACCUGGCCACGGCUGGGAGAUGCUGAUACUGGAUUCUUGAUUUGAGCCCUCUGAUCUAACAAGGCUCCUGUGGGCUUGCAUGAGGCAGAUCCUCCCCACGUUCCCCCUUCACAACAAUCCUGCAAGGUAGGUAAGGCAGUGAAAGUGGGGAUUUAAACCCAGGUCUUGCCAAUUAAAUCCACAGGAUGAUUCUGUGGGAUGAUGAGGCUGAUGAAAGUUGUAGUUCAAAACAUCUGGAGGCCACAGCAUGGUGACGGCUGGUGAAAAUCUUCACUCUGUCAAUAAUACUCCUCUCCCAGAAGAGCAUUGGAUGGAGAUAGGCAGCCCUGUCCUCAACAUCUGAUGAUCUGAUGACCCUCUCUUUUAACUGUUUUAGCUACAUGCUGGCCAUAGAUCAUUAGUUUGCCCAAUGCUUUUUCAAAGAAGCCACUCCCGCUAGGCUUUUCCAUCACAACACCUUGUGGUUUGACAUGCCAGCUCAGAAGCUACUUUCAUGUCUCUUGGGAUGUGGCUCAUAACUCCCAAAUUAUGAAAGCUCCUUCAUUCAUACUUGUGGUUUUCGGUCAGAUUCCAGCAGUUACGUGAGCAUUACAUAAAGAAAUACAGCUGUUUGUUUAACCUAUCACACACUGAAGUUAUGUAAUAACCAGCAAUAGUCUUUUCAUAGAACUAUAGAAUUGUAGAAUUGGAAGGGACCCCGAGGGUCCAACCCCCUGCAAUGCAGGAAUCUCAACUAAAGCAUCCCUGACAGAUGGCCAUCCAGACAGAUGGUGCCCAGAACUGCACACAAUACUCUGACUGAGGCAGGACAGAGCGGUACUAUUACUUCCCUUACUUACUUAUAACAUACAGAAAUGCAUUAUAUUAGGGGAAAUUAUUUGCAAAAAUGUGCACACUAGUCAAAACUGCAUACAAAAAUCAGUUUAUUGGGAAAAAUUUGAACUAAAGUGCUGGAUAAUUUUCAUGAGGAUUUUUUAAAAACAAAUUUGCAGAUUGCUGUAAAAAUGUGGAAAACUGAAUGUAAGAUUGGAAAAAUGAGGAGCUGGGAGAAAUGAAACUGACAGAUCCUUCCAUCUCUUCUUGUAGGUAGGGCUCAGACCCAAUGGGGCACCUUCUCCAACCAGCAAGUCAUAUACCGUAUUGGCCCGAAUAUAAGCCGUACCCGGAAAUAAGCUGCACCUUUAAAAUUCAAGAGAGAAAAAGACAAUACCCGAAUAUAAGCUGCUCCCUUAACAUUGGGUUACAGGGUGAAAAUUGCUGCGGUUGGUAGAAUUGUAACUCCGAGCAGAUUUAAGCCUUUGAUCUUGCAAGCCCACAAUAGUUACCGUACAAUCGCUAAAAUUCUGCAGGUGUUCAAGCUUGCAAACUGGCAAUAAAACAUUUUUGGUUCCGUUUUACCGUAUGUCUGUUUCAGCAGUGAUACUGUAAAAGCCAAUUUUUUUAAGGUCGUGAAUUUAAGCCUCACUUUAACUUUUCACAGUCGGAAUUUUUUGGGGGGGGGGGGAAGUGUGGCUUAUAUUCGGGCCAAUACGGUACUGUAGGAACAUAGGAAGGUGCUUUACAGCAUCUAGACCAGAAGUGCAUCGUCUGACAGGCUGCAGCUCUCCAGUGCCUCAGGCAGAGAAAGGUCUUUCAUGUCACCUGCUUAUCCAUUUUGACUGGACAUGCAGGGGUUUGAACCUGGGACCUUCUGCAGGCAAAGCAGGGUGUGCUGCCACUGAGCUCCUUUCACUCUCUUAGGAACCGAUGAUGCUUCCUUAUACCAGGUCAACCAAUUUGCCCAUCUAGCUCCCUGGUAGCCAUUAUCUGGGGUCUCCAGCAGAGAUAAUUCCCAUCACUGCUACCUGAGACCUUUUAACUGGGGGGUUGGAUUCAGGACCAUAUGCAUGCAAAGCAAGAGGUUCUACCACAGAGCAAUAAGCCCCCCCUCCAAACAUCGGCAAAGUUUCCACGAUUUUCGGUGCUCAUCACAGCACACUGUAUUCCCACGAUCUCAGGGUGGACGGUGGCUGAGGAGAACAGAGUUCUCAGGGGGAGGGGAGGGUAUGCUUUCAUUGAAAUAGCUGGAAUUGUGACAGUUUAGAAUUCUGCAGCUGCGAGGAAGGGAGGGGCUUCAAAGAAGCUGAUCAGGUAAUGUCAAUGUUCAAUAAGCAAUGCUUUUUAAAAACCACGCGAGCAAGACACCACAGAAAGGAAGAGGGCUGGAUACAUUGCUUUCAUAUGUUGCUUUAUGCCGGAGGCAGUCAAUACCUCUGAAGGCCCGUUGAUGGGAAUCACAAUUGGGGGAGUGUGCCGUUGUAGCACUCAGGCCCUGCUUGUGGGAUUUGUGUCGGGGCACCCAGUUGGCCACUGUGAGAACAAGAUGCUGGACUAGAAGCACUAUCUGAUUUAAAGGUAACGGUAAAGGUAAAGGGACCCCUGACCAUUAGGUCCAGUCGUGACCGACUCUGGGGUUGCGCACUCAUCUCGCAUUAUUGGCCGAGGGAGCCGGCGUAUAGCUUCCAGGUCAUGUGGCCAGCAUGACAAAGCCGCUUCUGGCGAACCAGAGCAGCACACGGAAACGCCGUUUACCUUCCUAUUUAUCUACUUGCAUUUUGACGUGCUUUCGAACUGCUAGGUUGGCAGGAGCUGGGACCAAGCAACGGGAGCUCACCCCGUCACAGGGAUUCGAACCGCCGACCUUCUGAUCAGCAAGCCCUAGGCUCAGUGGUUUAACCACAGCACCACCUAGGUCCCUACUAUCUGAUUUGCGCAUCCUCAAAUAUCUUGGUUUUAUUUUUCAAAGACUGCUUGGCAUCUAACAUAGCGCACCUUAAAUGUUUAAAGCCAGCUUGCAUGUUCAACUGUCCUGUAAGUUAGACCGGUAUUAUACUCCCCACAAUGAAGACUGGGUGGGACAGAGGGAGUAUGGUGUGACUUGAACCAAAAAAUGCUCUGGCUACGGCACUGCUCACCCAGCACAACGGCGUGGCUGUUAGAUCAUUCUUCCCCUUUUUGGCCAGACUUCUGUUGGCACAAGACCUACCUGAUUAUAAAAACAGAAGGGAGAGGUUAUUACAAAUAAUGGACAGGUUCCAAAGAGCUACUUUGGGCGCGCCUGAGGGUUUGAGUAGGUCAAAUCGUGACAGCAGGUAGUAGCAAUUGGACGUGAAAGCAGAGCAUUUGUGUCCACCGAGAGGGCUCACGAAACAGAAUGAAAAGAGGGUGGCAAGGAUAGAUCCUUUAAAAAAUACUAUUAAAAGAAAAAAGAAAAGUCAGUGCCAAUUAGACUGUCAUUGCGGGGGCAGAGGGCAAUAGCAGCGUCUUUUCCUACAGUAGUAACAAGAAGGCCAACCAUUAUACUGCAAAUCUGGAGCAAGAUGCCAGUAAUUGGAAAGCACCAAGAAAGCCAGAGUCCAUUGCCUAUGUCAGACUGGGGCUUUGUCACUAGCAGAAGAAGAUGCUGGACUAAGGGAGCUUUGGUCUGACCCAGCAGGGCUCCUUGUAUAUUCUUAGGAAAGGGUCAAUGAACCAGAUGGAUGCAACUCCAGGAUGGAAAUGCGAACUGCACAGACCUGGGUCUGCUUUGUUGGGAAUUAUUGUUGGGAAUUCGUUCGUUGGGAAUUCGUUGGGAACAGUUAUUAAAUUGUUAUGGCUCUCCUCAUGCUUACAUGGGAGUAAGCCCAACCAAACGCAACGGGGCUUGCUUCUGAGUAGGCGUAUAUAAGGCUGUACUAGAAGAGGAACAUUUUGUUCUGCCUGGUAAUGUAGAUUUAUCAAUGUGCACAAUAUAGGGUGGUAUUCAAUGUGAGUCAUACUCUAGAGUAGACUUACUGGAAUUAAUGGACUAACACAGAUCCAUUAAUUUCAGUGGGUCUACUUUGAGUAGAAAUUAGUUGGGUGCAGUUUGUUAUUCUUAACUGCGUGCAAUAGCAAUGCCCGGCCCUGCUGCAGGGAAGGCAUUUUGAGGUGCCUUGGAAGAUUACAUUCAACCCACCGUUUGGUGCCAUUUGAAUUUUAUGCCCUGACAUGCCAAUGAUUCUUGGUUUGACUUUAACCAAUUAAUUGGUUAGCUAAAUCAAUUUUUUUUUAAAAUUAUCAAUUGACUAAAUGGCACCCCUGAUUGAAUAGGACUUUUUAAUAUAAGUUAAUUCUUUUUAAUGUAAGUACUCAUUUAAAAACAAACAACUGUGAAUGGCAGGCAAAAUCUUAGGAAAGGCUUUUCUUUUUCAUUCCCAUGCCAUGAGGAAGUUUUAAAGAAAGCUCUUGUUGUGAUGUAUGCAUGCCCCCAUCAACAAACUAAUACAGUAUGCUUCCACCCGCUUCGAAACUAAUGCUGCAUUCAUAUCCAAAUUAACUGCAGAUAGUAUUGGUUGAAUGAAUCAGGUGAAACUCACACAAAUAACCAAAUCCUAUGCCUGAGCUUUUCUUCUCCAUACCUCAACUUGAAUGCUGGUGGGCUGGGGUGGGGGUGGGGGGUCACAAGGAUCUUGUGCAAGUAAGUAAAAUGAAAUGGUUUGGUGACAGUACUACUGUAGCAGCAACAUCACUAUCAUCCCAGUACCUGCCCUUUCCUUGCUACUGGCAUAUAGGGCCGGCCCUACUAUUAGGUAGACUGAGACAGCUGCUUAGGCAGCAGACACUGAGGAGCAGUGUAUCAAACCCCCCCCCCCCAUUUUGCCUGAGCUCCCUAAGCUGUCCUGGUGCUCCAGGUGUGGUAGAGGAUGCGACCCCAUUACCACCACUGAAGUAAGAGUCACCCUGGUUGGGUUCUGUAUAUGGAACAGUGAGAGACCAUCACCUUGUCCUUCACAUUAUACAGCAAAAUGCCUUUAAGUACCUGUGUCAUUGCAAGAGCUGAACAUUGCCUUCUACAAUCUUGCCGCUUACAAUUGUUCUUCUAUCUCAUUAUUAAAUCAAAGAACAGAAGGGUUUUCAUGUCUGUACGCAUGUUUUAUGUAAAAUAAGACCAUAUAACCAAUCGAUAAUCGUCUUGCCAUUUUGUUUUUCUCUCCGCCAUUAAAAUGUUGAGCUGCCUGUUUCCUCAAACAUGUUUCAGGGCCCACAGCUGAGCUGCUGAUGCUGAGAAACCCACAAAGGAAUCUGUGGCUGGAAAGGCGGUCCUAGUGGAAGUCCCCUGCAGAUGGAUAGGAACGCUGCCUUCUAGCCCACCGGAAUGGAGAAGCCAGCCCCCAGCGAGACCCAGCCCCUCACGCCUCCAAAGGCCUCGAACUGUAAGGAAGGGGAUGACUGCUCGGAGAAUGGACUCCUGAUCAAGAUCACCGAACCUAAAUUCCAACUGGCGGAGGGUGCAAAUCAAGCCCACCCUAGCCAGGGAGAAAAGGAGGAGACGACGAGCCCUGUGUCCAAUGGGAUUUCAGGAGCCCAGAGCCCAAGUCCUUGUAAUGCGACAGGGGGCAACGAAGGUGCCCCUCCCACACCCACUGCUCCCAUGACCACCACCCUCUGUGUGGCAGAGGGUCAGCAGCAGGUGAUGGAGUUGGACGAGAGGGAGACUUGGAGCAAGAAAGUGGACUUUCUCCUCUCUGUUAUCGGCUAUGCAGUAGAUCUAGGAAACGUAUGGCGCUUCCCUUAUAUAUGUUACCAAAACGGAGGAGGGGCUUUCCUCAUCCCGUACACAAUCAUGGCUAUCUUUGGAGGAAUCCCGCUCUUCUACAUGGAGCUGGCACUGGGGCAGUAUCACCGAAAUGGAUGCAUCUCAAUCUGGAGGAAGAUCUGUCCCAUUUUCAAAGGAAUUGGCUAUGCCAUCUGCAUCAUUGGUUUCUACAUUGCCUCGUACUACAACACCAUCAUGGCAUGGGCCUUGUACUACCUCAUCUCCUCAUUCACGAGUGAGCUGCCCUGGACCAGCUGCAAAAACCCUUGGAACACCAACAACUGCACGAACUACUUCUCCAACAAGAGCACCGCCUGGACUGCCGGCUCGACCUCCCCGGCAGAAGAAUUUUACACCCGCUACAUUCUCCAAGUGCACAGGUCCAAGGGGCUGGAUGACCUUGGAGGAAUCAGCUGGCAGCUGGUCCUCUGCUUGAUGCUUAUCUUCACCAUUGUGUACUUCAGCAUCUGGAAAGGAGUCAAAACAUCUGGAAAGGUUGUGUGGGUGACAGCCACAUUCCCUUAUGUCAUACUCUUUGUCCUCUUAAUACGGGGCGCUACCUUGCCUGGGGCCUGGAGAGGGGUGGUCUACUACCUGAAGCCCGAAUGGGAUAAGCUUUUUGCUACUGAGGUGUGGAUUGAUGCAGCUGCUCAGAUCUUCUUCUCUCUUGGCCCAGGAUUUGGGGUCCUCCUAGCCUUUGCAAGCUACAACAAGUUCCAUAACAAUUGCUACCAGGACGCUCUAGUCACCAGCACUGUGAACUGCCUAACCAGUUUUGUGUCUGGGUUCGUCAUCUUCACUGUGCUUGGGUACAUGGCUGAGAUGAGGAACCAAGAGGUGGCAGAUGUGGCCCGAGACACAGGACCCAGCCUCCUCUUCAUCACCUAUGCAGAGGCCAUCGCAAACAUGCCUGCCUCCACCUUCUUUGCCAUUAUAUUCUUCCUGAUGUUGAUCACCCUGGGACUGGACAGCACAUUUGCAGGCCUAGAAGGGGUGAUCACUGCUGUCCUGGAUGAAUUCCCGCACAUCUGGAGCAAGCGCCGGGAGCUGUUUGUGCUGGGUUUCAUUGUGAUCUGCUUCUUGGGUGCAAUGCCGACGCUGACCUUUGGUGGUGCAUAUGUCGUAAAGCUGCUUGAAGAAUAUGCCACGGGCCCAGCUGUGAUAGCCGUGGUGUUCCUGGAAUCCAUUGCAGUGGCUUGGUUUUACGGUGUCAGCCAGUUUUGCAGUGACGUGAAGGAGAUGCUUGGAUUCAGCCCUGGAUGGUUCUGGAGAAUCUCCUGGGUAGCCAUCAGCCCACUUUUCCUCCUGUUUAUCAUUUGCAGCUUCAUGUCGAGUCCCCCAGAACUCCGCCUCUUCAACUAUACUUAUCCUUACUGGACUGUGGUGUUGGGCUACUGUAUCGGGACCUCGUCCUUCAUUUGCAUUCCCACCUACAUGGUUUAUCGCUUGGCAACCACUCCGGGAACACUUAAAGAGCGUAUUCUAAAAAGCAUUACUCCAGAAACAGCCACAGAGAUUCCCUUUGGUGACAUCUGUAUGAAUGCUGCCUAAACAGCUGUUAGUGGGAGGUGUGUGUGGGGAGGGGGCAUCACUAGCUCCUUGACUCUCUUGUUGCUUUGAAGCUCCUUCCCAAAUAACUGAAUUUCCACUGAAAAUUGUUUUUUUGACAAGAGGCAGAAGUGUGGUGACAAAAGAUUAGGACCGCCAAUCGUCUGAAAACUAAAGACUGGCUGCACUCCUUAGCACCAGGCUCUCUUAUGAGUUUCAAUUCACUGCACUGGUUUUUUUUUGUUUUGGAAACAUGAGGAUGCGCUCAAGUGUGAAUGAGUAUCCGUUACUCCAUCCAUGGUGGGUGGGGCAAGGGGCCAUCUGAAUGCAUGCAUGGUUUAGUCAAGCCUCUUGUCAGGACAACUGUCGCGAUUUAGGAUUAUAUUUAGAACCCAUCUGUCUGUGCCGACACAACUGUUAUCACUCUCAAUGUGAUCCCCUGUAAUAGAACCUGUUGUAUAUGCUUCUAGGGACCUCACCGUUUUCAACCUAGCUGAAGAAAUAUGGGAACUCACCCAGCCCAACCCAAUGCAUUUUGCCAAAUUAAUAUGCAGACAAAGUUUCAUGGUUUGAAUGGGGCCUCUGCUCAACACCUGGGAGAGAGACGUUACUGACCCCCCCCCCCCUUGCAAGUGUUGAGCUUGUAUAGAACUGCACGUCUUCUGGAGUUCUGCUAGACUUGCUGCAGAGGGAGGGAAGGAAAGUGUAUCUACCUGUAAAGAUUUGGGGGGGGGGGGCAAUAGUUAUCUCCAAAAAAAUAGCAUAUCAGAAGACCCUUUUAUCUGAUAAGCUAUCUAUAUGCAGGGAUUAUGUGCUUCACACGAUGUGUGCUUAUAAACGGAGGAGCCUUCAGACAUGAAACCCACACCGAAGUGGUACAGACCUGCAACAGCUGCACCACAUGACCCUGCUAAUUCUGUACCUGGUCCUAAGAAGGGGCUCAAUCUCAGCUGAGGUGGUGAAGCCACCCAGUGCUGACUGUGGGGUGGAGUGUUCUGCUCACUGCCACCUGCUGCAAGACAUUUCAGAAGACUGUUAAUUCGUCACCUUGCCACGCUACAUUGGUGUUCAAAUAUAUGCUGGGGUUCACCACCUGUGUUGCUCCCCCAGCUGUUCACCCACCCAUCACUCCAGGUGCAAGUGUACAGGAAUGCAUUUUUGCCACCAUACAGGUGUAUCUUUUUACCUAUCGCGCUAGAUGCUUGUUAUAGCAGGCUAAUGCAUUCAGGGAGCAAAUAUUCCCAUAGCCUAGUGUAGCCACACAUAGAGGACUACUUCUUAAGAAGUGUCUUAACUGGGUUUUAUUUGUUUUUAAUUGAGUGGGCACAGAGCUGUUCAUUAUAUGCAACCACUCUAUAGGAGCUGUGCUCCACUGCAGCUCUGCAUCAGGAGACAUGGAUGGCAGUGACAAAUGAGGCUCUCACUUUUGAAAGCCUCUUUUAUGAGUGCUGAACUUCGAUUUUAGAAAGCUGGCAGAGACACUAAACGUGUAUGUUUACUGCUGUUGCAAAAACAACAGGUGUAACUAGCUGGAAGACUAAACAUACACAGUGCUGAGAUUACAAUUUAUUAGGCCUUUUGACAGAUGCUGCUGUUCUGAACACACCUACCCACGGAGUCAUUAAUUGUUCCAAAGAAAACAGUAUUAAAUCAAUUUCUGGUACAUGGAAGUAACCCACCAAGUGUUUCUGCUGCACAGGCCACAUUAAAACAAGUGGGACCUGCGCAAGAGGUUGGCUUGGGCACUUAUUUAGGCAACUGUGUGAAUUGGGACCAUGUUUACCUUUUUGUAUGGAGAAAUUAAAACUGGAGUUUUAUUUUACAAAACUAAAGCAUUCCUCUCUUAACUUGUAUAUAAAUGCACCUGUAUUAAUUUAUGCUGCUGCUGCUUUGGUUAUAUUGAAUGUCCCAAGCUGGAUUGUAUGUCAUCAGUAUGUGCCUUGCGAUGUAAACUGUUACUGUAAUAAAUUUAAUAGCAUAAUAAAAUGACAGUUGUAUCCCCCCUCUGUCUGGUGGGAAGCAAUUUAUUAAAAUUAAAAUAUUUCUGGCAGGAAAACAUCUUCAUCAAAAUGAGUGAG